CCCGAAAACGGAUCGGGUUAAACAGUUCUUCGAGCAGAUACGAAACUACCAAAAUGAAAUUGUUUGUGUUUGUACUUUGCGUGAUGGUCCUGUUUUUGGGAGAAAAUCAGGCUCAAGCUCAGGGUCAGGGCUACGCCAGUGGUGGCGGUAACGCCGGAGGCAGUGCAGGGGGCAGCGCUGGAGGUCAAGCCGGUGUUGGCGGUGGAUUUGGGUUUGGUUUCGAUGUCGGAGGUGGGGCGGGGGCGGGCGGAAACGCGGGGGCUGGAGGCGGCGCUGGUAAAAAAUAAAUAAAACUCCGAUAGCGGAAUGGGCAGUAU
Molecule: messenger RNA, 317 nt
Organism: Cylas formicarius (sweet potato weevil)
Lineage: Eukaryota; Metazoa; Arthropoda; Insecta; Coleoptera; Brentidae
Exons: 2
Coding region: 54-287 (77 amino acids)
Source: RefSeq, a predicted model, not a curated record